AUGGGGGUACAAAACAGACAGGAGAAGGAACCAAUACUAAUGUGUGACAACCCAAAUCAAAUUAUCAACCUAUCUAAAUUUAACCUCAAAGAACACCACAUCUCACUGCUCAACAAAGGCUUAUCAUUUGUACCAACUCCCAAUACCAAUAAAUUUAACUGGGUUAAGGAUACGAACCUCUUUGGCCGUAAAUUAGCCCUUAACAUGAUGCAUAAAAGAAAGGAUCAAAAAACGGCAAAAGAAAUAGGUAUGUCCUAUGAAGAUUUCCAGCUUCAUCAAACGUUACUAUCCUUAUUGGACGAACAAAAUCCUGAUCCAAAAUUAACGGAUUUGAAACCUGAAAGUUGGUUCACUCCCAACCUAAGUGAAGUAUCUAGUGUAGAUCUGUUCACUCAAAUGACUACAUCUGCAACUGAAUCUCUUAUCAUUCCCAAAAUCCAACACGACAACCUUACUGUACAACAACGUAAGGCGUUAAAGGAACUAAAUACUGAUCAAAACAUCAUCAUAAAAUCUUCUGAUAAUGGCGGUAAUGUGGUCAUAAUGGACAGAGAACACUUUAUAGAGAUGUGUAUGGAACAUCUAAAAGAUUCAUCAGCAUAUAGAAAAUUAUCAAACGAUCCCACCACACUCUAUCUCAGUGAAUUAAAACAUAUCUUGGAUUCGGCAUUAGAGAAUGACAUCAUAACCAGUGAGGAGUAUAAAUUUAUACUACCACAUCUUACUCCAACUAUUGCUACUCUGUAUUGCCUUCCAAAGAUACAUAAAAAUAUGAACAAUCCACCAGGGAGACCAAUAGUGUACGGUAAUGGCUCUAUUACUGAAAGAAGCAGUCAGUUUUUGGAAAAACUACUACAUCCAUUAGUAAUCAGCCUAAAAUCGUACCUCCAAGAUACUAAGCAAACACUAAUUUUGCUAGAGAACCUUAUAGUACCACCUUACUGUCGUCUAGGAAGCCUUGAUGUCUCUUAG
Pelobates cultripes (western spadefoot toad) is the source of this 972-nucleotide messenger RNA. The record is from the annotation of a GenBank genome assembly. NCBI's taxonomy places the organism in Eukaryota, Metazoa, Chordata, Amphibia, Anura, Pelobatidae.